UCAGCAGUGCUGCACACCGUGACUGGGGUUGUCGUGGGGCCUCAGCACUGUCGCCGCAGUUCUGGCGUGAGAUGUUGUAAGCCAUCAGAAUGUCCAAUAAGGAGGUAAAGACAGCACUGAAGAGUGCCAGAGAAGCGAUUAGGAAUAAAGAAUACAAAGAAGCUUUAAAGCACUGCAAGGCAGUGCUGAAACAAGAAAAAAACAACUACAAUGCCUGGGUGUUUAUUGGCCUGGCAGCUGCAGAGUUAGAACAGCCUGAUCAGGCCCAAGGGGCAUACAGGAAAGCUACUGAACUUGAACCAGGCCAGUUACUGGCAUGGCAGGGUUUAGCAAAUUUGUAUGAAAAAUCUAACCAAACUGAUGCAAAAGGAGACUUGGCCAGUGUCUAUCAAAAGCUCUUGGAACUUUGUGAAAGUGACAAGCAGAAAUGGUGUGAAGUAUGCAAGAAGCUUGUGGAACUGUAUCACCAAGAAAAGAAACAUUUGGAGGCAGCUCGAACAUGGCACAGAUUGGUUAAGGUAAAGCAGGAGGAAGGUGCAGAUAAUGCAGAGCUUCACCAGUUAUGGAAGAGGAUGAUCCAGUUACUGGCAGACUGUACACAGAAUCAAGAUAAUGAGACACAGCAGUUGCUUUUGACUGCAUUUGAACAUGCAGUGAACUCUGCAGACAUGAUUCCCAGUGAAGACCAUCAAAUUCUGUACAGAGAUUUCAUUCAGUGUUUGUCAAAAUUUCCUCAUGAAACAACUAGGUUGAAGAAGGCCUGUGAUGACAUGAUGGUUUUGUAUCCUACCUUGAGUUAUCCUUUAGAAGUACUUUGCUUGCACUUUAUUCAGUCAGGUACUGUCACUGAAGAAGCCCUGCAUUUCUGUUGCAGGCUUAUGGAAAUGGACUCAAGCAGUGGCCCUGGCUUUAUUGGUUUGGGCAUCAAAUCCCUCCAAGAAAAAAAAUAUGAAGAGGCUGCCAAGCAUUUGUCUGAAGGUUUGCAGAAGACCAGCCAGUGUCCAGCAGCAUGGUAUUAUCUGGCAGAGGCACAAAUGAAAAUGCAAAAAUACAAAGAAGCUGUGUUUUCCUGCAAUCAUGCUCUUAAGAUGUUAGAACAGCUCGGCGAUCCUGAUGCCCUUCUUGAGCAGAAAAAUCUUGCACUUCGUUUGAAAGUAGAGGCUUUGGUUAAAACGCUAGAUGCUGACAUGGCAGAAGACGCCAUUAGUACUCUUGAGCAGGUGCCUGGUGUAAAUAGUGACCCAAUACUUCUGGCUCUUAAAGGUCGGGCUUACAUAAACAAAGGCUUGAUCGACCAAGCUUCAAAGGUUGCACAACAGAUUAUGUCAUCUCAUCCUCACGUGGCAGAAGCCCAUGCUCUUGAGGGGUUGAUUCAUUACACUCAAAAGAAUUAUCAGCAGGCAGAGAGAAGUUUUCAAAGUGCUAUUGAAAGAGAAGCUGAAGUGGCAGAGUAUCAUCACUACUUAGGACUGACUUAUUGGUCCAUGGGUGAAGAGACAAGAAAAGAUAAAACAAAAGCUCUUAGUCAAUUCUUGAAGGCUGCAAAAUUGGACAGCUACAUGGGAAGUGUUUUCUGCUAUUUAGGCCAUUACUACAGAGAUGUAGCGGGAGACAAAAACAGAGCUCGUGGCUGCUAUAAAAAGGCUUUUGAAUUGAAUCGAAGUGAUGGAGAAGCUGGAUCAGCAGCUGUAGACUUAAGUAUGGAACUUGGAGACACGGAGAAUGCUAUAGCAGUCUUGACUUCAGUCACUGAAAAAGCAAGUGCUGGUGCAGCAAAAUGGGCAUGGAUUCGUCGUGGUCUUUACUACCUGAGAGCCAAUCAGCAUUCACAGGCAGUAGCUGACUUGCAGGCAGCUCUGAGGGCAGAUCCAAAGGACUCCAACUGCUGGGAGUCUCUAGGGGAGGCCUACUUGAGCAGAGGUGGCUAUACGACAGCACUUAAGUCCUUCACAAAGGCCAGUGAACUGAACCCAGAGUCUGUUUACAGUAUUUACCAGGCUGCAGUAAUUGAUCAGCUUCUAGGAAGAUACAAGGAAGCGAUUGCUGAAUAUCAAAAAAUCUUGAAGAAGUCAAAGAAAUAUGUAUCUGCACUAAAAGGUCUGGGUGAAUGCUACCUCAUGGUAGCAAGGGCUGCUCUUGCAGAUUACCUAGACGACAAAGCACUGGACUGCAUCGAGCAAUCACUUGAAUAUUUUACACAAGCAGCGAAGUGUCGUCCUGAUGUAUCUUGUAUCUGGAAACUACUUGGAGAUGCGUGUACUAGUGUGCAUGUGAUUUCAACAUCCAAAGUAAAUGUUAAAGUUCUAGGAUACCUUAUUGGUCAGAACACAGACAAGCAAACUCUGAAGAAAAGUGAGCUCCUCAUCCUGGGAGGGAGGUGUUACGGCAGAGCUUUAAAAUUGAUGUCCUUACCUAACAUAUGGUGUGAUCUUGGAAUAAAUUACUAUCGUCAAGCACAACACCUAACAGCAAUGGGUAGUGACACAAAUGAGAUCAGUGAACUGUUAGAGAAAUCUGUACAGUGUCUCAAAAAGGCUGUGAGGCUUGACAGUAAAAACUACCUCUACUGGAAUGCUCUUGGUGUGGUUGCUUCCUGUAGUGCAAUUGGGAAUUAUGCUCUUGCUCAACAUUGUUUCAUCAAAUCCGUUCAAGCUGAACAAAUUAAUGUAGUUGCCUGGACCAACUUGGGGGUUUUGUAUCUAGUAAAUGGACACAUUGAGCAAGCUCAUGAAGCCUUCAAAGUAGCUCAGUCUCUUGAGCCCUCAUAUUUACUGUGCUGGAUUGGGCAGGCUUUCAUUGCAGAGCGUGUAGGCAGCUAUGAUACUAUGGAUCUGUUUAGGCACACCACUGAACUCAGUAUGCAUACUGAAGGAGCAAAAGGCUAUGCCCAUUGGGUGUGCUCAACAUUGCAGGAUAAAAGCAACCGAAACUCUGAGCUGUAUCAAUACAACAUCAUUCAAAUGCAUGCCAUUCCAGCAGCACAAGUGGUUUUGAGCAAAUAUACAGAAAGAAUUCAAAAUGAUGCAUCUGCUUUCACAAUGUUGGGUUAUUUGAAUGAGUAUCUACAACUGAACAAACAGGCAACAGGUGCAUACGAAAGGGCAGUAUCAUUACUGAAGAACUCCAAAGAUAAAGAGAAGUGGAACAUAGCAAUACGAAAUUAUGGUAGAUCACUGUGUGGCAUAGGUCAAUACGAUAAGGCCAUCCAGGCUUAUAUGUCAACUUGUCUCAGCGAACUUGAUGACCUUGUAGGAAUAGCAUUAGCUUACUUCAAAAAGGGGCUUCUACAGGAAAGUAUUAAAGCCUAUGAAAAAGCCUUGUCCAUUGCUGAAUCUGAACAUGACAAAGCUGAUAUCUUAACAGCACUUGCAAUAAUAGAAUACAAACAGAAUAACGUGGAUGCUGCAAAGACGCUGCUGUUUAAGUGCUCUAUAUUAAAGGAACCCAGUACCGAAAGUCUGCAAGCACUCUGUGCUCUUGGGCUGGCAAAACAAGAUGCUACACUAGCAACAGCAGCUCUUAAAGAACUACUAAAGCAUGUAAAAGGGAAAGAUCACUUAUAUGAGAGAUGCCUUAUUAUAUCUGCUGUAUAUGCACUGCAAGGCAGAAAUGUGGGAGUACAGAGGCAAGCUUCCAAAGCUAUCCAUACCAAUCCAGAUAAUUCUGCCCUCUGGUCUCUCUUGUCUCGACUAGUUCCUCAGCAUACACCACAAAAUGCAAAGGGAGGAGCUGUGACAGGAAGUAUUGCUCAGAUACUUGAUUUAAACCAGGGAAAGAAAGCCUUACUGAAUACUGCAGUUAAUCAGCUGGCAGCAGGCUGUCAUUUAAUUGAAGAUGAGAAGAACAACCCACUAAAGAAUAUCCAAAAGGCAAUUCAUCUCUUUCCAGAUGACCCUGCAGCCUGGGCAGUGCUAAUGGCUGCCUGCCAUGCUGAAAACACUGUUGUCUGCUUGAACAACACACAGCUUAAGAGAACAGAUCUGGAAAUGACACUUGUAGCCACAGUUUCAGCCAAAAUUGCAGGAAAUAACUUUCCAGCUAAUUACAUCCAAGCUCUUGAAGACUGGUCUCUUUGUCAAGCUAUUACUGGUUUAAAAGAGAUGGGUAGACUCACAGAAGCUGAGGCUCUCUGCACAAAGGGUUUAAAAAGUUGUCCCGAGCAGCCAGCACUGUUCUUACUUUUGAGGCAAAUUCAGUGUAGGCAGUUGUUGCAGUCACAUAAAGAGCUUCCAGAUGCCAUCCUGGAGGAACUCCGUAAAACGGUCAUGACCAGCGGCUCUUCAGUUGCAGCUUGGCAUUGGCUGGCAAAAGUAUAUGAAUCUCAGAGAAUGAUGGUUGCAGCAGAGAUGUGUUACAGAAAGAGUCUACAGUUGGCAUCACAGCAGGGUAACUGGCAUGGGAAGCUAUCAAGUCUGCUCAGGCUAGCAAUGCUUGCCCUGGAAAUCUGCAUGGCUAAUGUUUCAAAUGAUCACUGGCCAUCUUUAGUACAGGAGGCAACAACCGAAGCCUUGAAACUUUCCUUCUGUCCUCUGGCAGUUCUUCUGCGAGCACUGCUACAGUACAGUCGCAAGAUGGGAGCAAGGGAGACUCGUCGGAUGUUGGAAAAAGUUGUGUAUCAGCCGGGGUAUCCAGAAACUAUAGUGUCAGUUGCACGCUGGUACCUCCUAAAACACCUAUACGCCAAAGAUGAUUAUGAAUUAAUAGAUGUGCUUAUAGCAAAUGCCAAAGCUAACGGAGAUACUAGAGCUCUGGAACUAGAUAAGAAGUUGUCGGCAUGUUCCUAGCCUGGACUUCCUUUAAGUGGGACAGCUGCCUCUUUCUUUUUUUUUUAAUUUCUUUUAUUUGAGGGAAAUGAAAGAAUUUUGAGAUGGGCCCUUCUAUCAGUCUGUCUUUGAUUUUAAAUGAACAUGACUCAUCCAUUCUUCCCUGUCCCUCUACCCACUUAAAUUUAUUUAGUGAUGCUGUAAUGAAGAAUGUAUUUAUCCCUGUUCUUCAUGUAUAAAUGCCAACAGAAGUGAUUUUUAUUUUGCAUCUGCUGCAGUGGUGCAAAAUAAUAAGGUACCUUUUUUUAAAAAGAAAAAAACAAAAACAAGGCCUUAAUAGUUGUCUAGGUAGUGUGCAAAUGAACUGUUUCUGCUUUUCCUAACUGUUGUAACAUGCAGGAAUCUAGCAAUAUGCUUUUCACUACAGUUUUGAGACCUAAAUGUAUCUGCUAAUUUACUGAUAGCCCCAAAAUAGUUAUCGUUACAACUGACUCCAUUGGACCUUCUUGUCUUCAGACUUCUACAAUAAAUAGUUCAGGCAAAGAAAAAUUUGUGCAAUCAUCAGGUUUGUAGUCACAAAUGAGUCUGACUUGUUUUUGUAUUUAUCUUUUUGGUAACCCAGCUGUUGACCAUUUACUUGAAUUAAUCAUGGCAGUGAUUCUUGAUACAUGAUGUUACUUUGCCCAUUACUUGCAUGUGAUUAAAAAAAAUGCAGUUAUU
Molecule: messenger RNA, 5483 nt
Organism: Gavialis gangeticus (Gharial)
Lineage: Eukaryota; Metazoa; Chordata; Crocodylia; Gavialidae
Gene: SKIC3
Product: tetratricopeptide repeat domain 37
Exons: 41
Coding region: 90-4784 (1564 amino acids)
Cellular component (GO): Ski complex
Molecular function (GO): protein binding
Source: RefSeq, a predicted model, not a curated record